AAUAUCCACCACCACCAUCCCCAUCUCCCACCCUAUCCUUCUGAUCCCAACCAACCAAAAACAAAACAAAAAUUCAAGGCUUGUGAUUUUCUUUACCCCCAAAAGCUCACCUUUGGUCUUCACUCUUCAACCAAUGGACAGCAACCAGCAAGCUCAGUCUUCCUCUUACCCACCUCAACCUCCCACUUCUGUUAUUACCCCUACUACUUCCUCCACCACUACCACCACGGGCACCGCCACUCCUCCUCAUCCUUUCCACCACCUCCUCCAACAGCAGCAGCAGCAACUCCAAAUGUUCUGGUCUUACCAGCGCCAAGAGAUCGAGCGAGUUAACGACUUCAAGAACCACCAACUUCCUCUUGCCCGCAUCAAAAAGAUCAUGAAAGCCGAUGAAGAUGUCCGCAUGAUAUCCGCUGAAGCUCCCAUUCUCUUCGCCAAAGCUUGCGAGCUUUUCAUUUUGGAACUUACCAUCCGCUCUUGGCUUCACGCCGAGGAGAACAAGCGACGGACGCUUCAGAAGAACGACAUCGCUGCGGCGAUUACCAGGACCGACAUUUUCGAUUUCCUGGUGGAUAUUGUGCCCAGGGACGAGAUCAAGGACGAGGCUGGUUUGGGUGGGAUGGUGGGGACCACCACUAGUGGUGUGCCGUACUUUUAUCCUCCCAUGGGUCAGCCUGCUGGUGGUCCUCCUCGACCUGGUGGGAUGAUGAUUGGGAGGCCUGCCGUUGAUCCCACCGCUGGUAUUUACGCUCAGCCUCCUUCCCAGGCUUGGCAGAGCGUUUGGCAGACCGCCGGGGCUGAUGAUGGGUCCUAUGGUAGUGGAGCUAGCAGUGGUCAGGGGACUCUUGAUGGACAAGGCUAAGCAAUUCAUUGGUCCGAUAUGGUGCUUGGUGGCUAGGCAAAUGCGCGGAGCUCGGGUGAUCUACUAGGAAUUUUGUUUGCUUAUGAUUUAUGAAUGCACCUGUUAGUGUGAUGACUUACUAGAAACGUGUCAAGACCUCAACUCAUUCAGCGUAGCGAAACAAUUGCUUGAAGCUAUGACUUACCUAAUCAUAUCUAAUAUGCAGUUCUGGGUUUAUCCCCUCGUUGUGUUGUAAAGGAUGAUUAUGUUUAUCUUAUAUGAAUGGAGUCUCAUCCUUUCUUUUUUGGAGAAUGACUUUCUCAUUCAUUUCCCAUGGGAUUCAAGCUUGAAGAAUCAUUUCUGUUCAUAUGCUUUUU
This is a messenger RNA of Durio zibethinus, 1218 nucleotides long. Its product is annotated as nuclear transcription factor Y subunit C-1-like. Gene Ontology annotation, molecular function: RNA polymerase II cis-regulatory region sequence-specific DNA binding; DNA-binding transcription factor activity, RNA polymerase II-specific; protein heterodimerization activity. The record is from RefSeq and is a predicted model, not a curated record. Gene Ontology annotation, cellular component: nucleus. Gene Ontology annotation, biological process: regulation of transcription by RNA polymerase II. NCBI's taxonomy places the organism in Eukaryota, Viridiplantae, Streptophyta, Magnoliopsida, Malvales, Malvaceae.